AUGACAUCCAUGGAGAACAGAUCUGAAGUGAAUGAGUUCAUCCUUACAGGAUUAACAGAUGUUCCAGAGCUUCAGGUCCCUCUCUUCAUAAUGUUUACUCUCAUCUACCUCAUCACCCUGGUAGAGAAUCUAGGGAUAGUAGCUCUGAUCUCCAGCGAAUCCUGCCUCCACACUCCCAUGUACUUUUUCCUCAGUAACCUCUCUCUGGUGGAUUUUGGCUACUCCUCAGCUGUUACUCUGAAGGUGAUGGCUGGACUCCUCACAGGGAACAAAGUUAUAUCCUAUAAUGGAUGUGCUACACAACUUUUCUUCUUUGGGUCUUUUGUUACUGCAGAAAGUUUCCUCUUAGCCUCCAUGGCCUAUGAUCGUUAUGCUGCUAUUUGUAAACCCCUAUAUUAUACUACCACCAUGAAAUCAACAGUAUGUGCUCAUCUGGCCAUUGAUGCUUACAUCUAUGGCUUUCUGGCCUCCUCCAUAGUCACAGGAUACACAUUUAGCCUUUCCUUUUGUAGGUCCAACAUAGUCCAUCACUUUUUCUGUGAUAUUCCCCCUCUCCUAGUUCUCUCUUGCUCUGAUAUUCACAUCAGUCAAUUAGUAGUCUUUAUCUUAGGGUCACUCAAUACAUUUUUCACAUUUGUUGUCAUCUUUACCUCUUACCUGUCAAUUUUCAUCACCAUCCUGACCAUCCAUUCUACUAAAGGUCGUCAGAAAGCCUUCUCCACCUGUGCUUCCCAUCUCACAGCAGUGUCCAUAUUUUAUGGGACAAUCAUCUUCAUGUACUUCCAACCUAGCUCAAGCCAUUCCAUGGACACAGACAAAAUGGUAUCAGUGUUCUACACCAUGGUGAUCCCUAUGUUGAACCCUCUGGUCUAUAGUCUGAGGAACAAAGAUGUCAAGAAUGCUUUUAGGAAAGCUGUGAGGGUCAAUGAUUUCAAUUGGAUCAUAUUUUUUCUUAGAAAGAAAAUCUGA
Messenger RNA from Phascolarctos cinereus (koala), 969 nucleotides. RefSeq names its product olfactory receptor 5B2-like. NCBI's taxonomy places the organism in Eukaryota, Metazoa, Chordata, Mammalia, Diprotodontia, Phascolarctidae. Gene Ontology annotation, molecular function: G protein-coupled receptor activity; olfactory receptor activity. Gene Ontology annotation, biological process: G protein-coupled receptor signaling pathway. Gene Ontology annotation, cellular component: membrane. The record is from RefSeq and is a predicted model, not a curated record.